This is a messenger RNA of Aspergillus melleus, 180 nucleotides long. RefSeq lists its product as uncharacterized. The transcript has a single exon. The coding region runs from base 1 to 180 and encodes 59 amino acids. Lineage: Eukaryota; Fungi; Ascomycota; Eurotiomycetes; Eurotiales; Aspergillaceae. The record is from RefSeq and is a predicted model, not a curated record.
AUGGAACAGCUUCUCUGGACGGUGACGGAGCUUCUCCAGGCAGCCCAGCGCCUUACGUUGGCCAGCUUCGCCCGGGCGGUGAGAGCGUCCCUCCCCCCGCAAGAGUCUCCUGAGACGAACUUCCCGAUCGUUCAGGACGCCAUCGCCAUCGACAAGCUUCAGGCUGGCCCUUCUUCCUGA